Dictyostelium discoideum AX4 is the source of this 2796-nucleotide messenger RNA. RefSeq lists its product as hypothetical. NCBI's taxonomy places the organism in Eukaryota, Evosea, Eumycetozoa, Dictyosteliales, Dictyosteliaceae. The record is from RefSeq and is a predicted model, not a curated record. The transcript has 9 exons. The coding region runs from base 1 to 2796 and encodes 931 amino acids.
AUGGGAGUUGCAUCUUCAAAUACAGCAGCGGGUGGAGUUGUACCAGGAGAGAAUAUAAAUAAUGAUGAAACAUUAAGUAAUAAUAAUAAAAAUAAUAAUAACAAUAACAAUAACAAUAAUAAUAAUAAUAAUAAUAAUAAUAAUAAUAGUUCAACAACCACCAAUUUACUAGUAGCAGCCGAUACAGCAAUAGCAAACAUGGCAAGUUUUUAUCAAAGUACUCUUAGCGAUGAUUUUAAAUUAUUAGCAUCAGAAAAUCAAUUACCAGAGGAUUUAGAUACAUUCAUGGAGACAUUAUUAUUUAGUUUAAACUUUUCAGAAGAAUCAAAUCAUAAUUAUGUUUAUGGUUUAUUAAAUGAAUUAUCAAAGCAAUUAGUAUCAAAUAAUUUAAAAACUAAAAAUUUUAAUAGGAUUUUAAUGCAUUUUAUAAAUAAAUUAAAUUUAUUUAAUCAACAAUUAAUAACGAUAUCAGAGUCAAUGAAAAAGAAUAAAGGUAGUAAACAACAGUUAAUAUUAGAUCAAUCAGUAGAAAUUCAGCUAUACACACAUCAACAGUUUUUAGUAAAUUAUACAAUUUUAAUUCAAACUUUCUCAAAAUAUAUCAUAGAGAAUAUGGAUCAUGUUAAUAUUAUUCAACAAUUUACAGGUGAUUCUGAAAAUUCUUUCAAAACUAUACCCUUUGAUUUAAUUUUAUCAAUUUUAGGUUUUUUAUCAAAUGAAUUAAGGGAUUGUUCAUAUGAUUUACAUGAUGUAUUAUUAAGAUUUAUUUUAAUUUUAUUUUCAACAGAAAUGUAUUUACCAUUGCCAACAAUACAAGAGAAUUAUUUAACAGAUACAUUUACAGUGGAUUUUAGUUUUUAUGAAUUAUUAGCCCCAAAAACCAAUAUAUUUUUAAACAUUUUAAUGGAUACAGUUUAUAAUAAUCCAAACUCUCCAAUAGUUUAUAGUUUCAUUUUCAAUCUUUUUAAUAAUAUCAUUGAAAAUAAACCACCACCCUCAACUUCAAAUAGUUUAUUAGAUUCAAUUGGUAGUGCUGCUUCUUAUUUAUUAUUAUUACCAUUAAAUGCGUAUAAAUAUUUUUUCCCUCAAAAUAAUGCAACAGGUAAUUCAAUGACAGAGUUAUCAACUUUUAAUUUAUUAGUAUUGGUUCAAUAUAAUUACCCAAAGGGUAAUCCUUUUAGAAAAAUUUUAUCAAAUAUUCAAGAUAAAGAUUUUUCAAUAGAUUUAUUAAAUUCAAAUCCAAAUAAUCACCAAAUUAGGAUUUCAAUGCAACAAUUAUAUGAGAGUAUUAUAAAAUCACCAUCGUCUGAUAAAAAUAUUUUAUUACUUUAUUAUUUAUUACAAGAAAAUAGUUUUUUUUUUAGGUAUGUUCAAUCAAGAACUGAUUUAGAUAAUUUAUUAUUACCAAUGAUUCAGAUUUUAUAUAAUUCUUUUGAAGAAAAACCACAACAAGUUAAUAUGAUUUUGAUUAUUAUUUUAAUUUUAUCUCAAGACUCUUUAUUUAAUGAAAAUGUUCAUUCAUUAAUUGUUCAUCAAAUAUUAUGGUAUAAAGAAAGACUUUUAAUUGAUGUUUCAUUAGGAGGUAUUUUAAUGGUUGUAUUAAUAAAAUCAAUCAUUUUAAAUUUAUCGAAAUUACGUGAUGCUCAUUUACAUACAAAUUGUUUAGCGAUUUUAGCAAAUUUAUCUUCAAAUAUCUCACAUAUUCACCCAUAUGUUGCAAAUCGUUUAGUUAAACUAUUAGAAAUAUUAAGUAAAAGAUAUAUAAAAUUAAAAAAAAUGUUAAAUCAAGUUGAUUCACCAUCAAAAAUUAAUACAAACAAUAGUAACAACAAUGUAAAAGAUAAUACAAAUAAUAUAACACAAUCAAUGUCAUCAGUAUCGAUAUCAGAUGAUUUAUCAUUGGAUGUGAACCAACUUCAGCAAAUUAAAAAUUUAGAAAAUCAUAAUAGCAGCAUUAACAAACAUCACAAUGAAUCACAUAAUAAUAGUUCAUUUUUAAAUUCACCCGACCUUAAUCUUAAAGAAUUACAAUCUGAAGAAUUAACCACUCACUCUGAAUUUUUGUAUAUUGUACUCCAAAUUAUAAAUAAUACACUCACCUAUAGAGCAUACUCAAAUCCACAUUUAAUUUAUUCACUUUUACAUCAACAAGAGUAUUUCCCUGUAUUUUUAAAUGAAGAAAAUCUUUCUUCUUUAUCUAAUAAUAUUUUAAAUAUACUUUCAUAUUUUUCAAGUGAAUUAAAACAUGCAAUUAAUGGAUUAUCACAACAAGAGACAACAGCAGAAACUAUAAUGUCAUUUAUAGAAAGUAAAUCAAAAUCUUUACCAGUUCCACCACCCGAUCAAGAAGGUAUUCUUAGAUUUAAAUAUGAAGAGGAGUCAACAAGUUUUGAAUUUAUCACUCCUUAUGUUUGGUCAAUUAUUUUCAAUUAUUCUGGUGAAAAAUGGGAUACUAAAAAUAUUACUUUAUUCCCUACUGUUGAUUUAACAACUAUUAAAUCACCAAGUGUUAUAGAUGCAAAUAAUUUCACUCCAAAAAAACAACUUUCAUCCGAUCAACUUCACUCACCACCAACCAAUACUACAACCACAACUACAACCACUACAAAUUCUACAUCAUCUAAUACAAUUUUGAAUUCCAUGCCCAUCCCACCACCAAACACACAACUACAACAACAAAAUAAUUUAAGAAACCAAGAACAAAAUCAAGAAGAAAAUGGUGAUGAAAAAGAUGAUAAAAUAGAAAAAGAACAGACAACCGGAGUUGAAUUAUCCUCUACUGAAAAAACCAACUAA